Messenger RNA from Carica papaya (papaya), 3880 nucleotides. It is a transcript of the gene MP, whose product is annotated as Transcriptional factor B3 family protein / auxin-responsive factor AUX/IAA-like protein. Gene Ontology annotation, biological process: regulation of DNA-templated transcription; response to hormone. Gene Ontology annotation, molecular function: DNA binding. NCBI's taxonomy places the organism in Eukaryota, Viridiplantae, Streptophyta, Magnoliopsida, Brassicales, Caricaceae. Gene Ontology annotation, cellular component: nucleus. The record is from RefSeq and is a predicted model, not a curated record.
AAUUUCUUUAAUGUUUCUUUUUAAAUUUUCUUCAGACUCUAAAGCUGCAAGGGAAUCGACAUAUGCAGAAAGUGCGCGCACAGGAUAAGAGCAUGCACACUCUUUCCCAUUCUCAUUUCUCAAGCAAACGCAGUUCGGACAGAGAGAGAGAGAGAGAGGAAGAAAGAGAAAUAUGGUUUUUUUAUAACAGAGAGAAAGAGAAAGAGCUUUUCUUUCUUGUAAUUUGUUGAGUGUGUGAAGUGAUGAUGAGGGAGUGGGUUCAUCGAAAGGUCGGUUUCUUUUCGAGAUAAAAACAACAGAGACCACCCGUGCUUCGUUUCGCGUGCUUUUUCAUGCUCUAAUGCCCCACUUCUAUUCUUCUUUUCUUCUUUCCAGAUUUUGUUAUUUCACUUUUCUGCUUAAUUCAAUUGGGUUCUUUUUUUUUUUUUUUUUUUUUUUUUCUCGGAAAGUUAGAUUCCCAUCGCAUUUCUGCACUCUCUAUUUCUUCCCUUCUUUUCGAUUUCCUCUUGUUAGCUUUCUGAAAUGCAAAAUGGGACUUGUUUCCUUUUUUCCUUCUGUCAUGUGGAUCUUUGGCCCUUUUUUACUUCAAUCAACAUGAAGCUCUCUUCUUGACUUCUUCCGGGUGGCUAUGGCUUCCGUUGAAGACAAUAUCAAAACAAGUGUUCUACUUACUGGGCCUGCACAAACUACUCUGUUCGAGGAGAUGAAAUUGCUGAAAGAAAUGCAGGAUCCAUCUGGGGAUCGAAAGGCUAUAAAUUCGGAACUAUGGCAUGCGUGUGCAGGGCCCCUUGUUUUCUUGCCUCAAGUGGGGAGUCUUGUCUACUACUUUCCUCAAGGACAUAGCGAACAGGUGGCUGUUUCCACUAAAAGAACAGCUACUUCCCAAAUCCCCAAUUACCCAAAUCUUCAGUCUCAGUUGAUGUGCCAAGUUCACAAUGUUACUCUACAUGCAGACAAAGAUACAGAUGAAAUUUAUGCUCAAAUGAGUCUUCAACCUGUGAACUCGGAAAGGGAUGUUUUCCCUAUACCAGAUUUUGGACUUAGACUCAGCAAGCAUCCGAGUGAGUUUUUCUGUAAAACUCUUACAGCAAGUGAUACAAGCACACAUGGUGGUUUCUCAGUGCCGCGUAGAGCAGCAGAAAAGCUCUUUCCUCCAUUGGAUUAUACAAUGCAGCCCCCAACCCAAGAGCUUGUUGUCCGAGAUUUGCAUGAUAAUACUUGGACUUUUCGUCAUAUAUACCGCGGGCAGCCAAAGCGGCACCUUCUCACAACAGGAUGGAGUAUGUUUGUUGGCUCAAAAAGGCUCAGAGCAGGUGAUUCUGUUCUGUUUAUCAGGGAUGAAAAGUCACAGUUAAUGGUAGGAGUGAGGCGUGCUAAUCGUCAACAGACAACACUACCAUCAUCAGUUCUUUCGGCUGAUAGCAUGCACAUAGGUGUCCUUGCUGCUGCAGCUCAUGCUGCUGCUAAUCGAAGCCCAUUUACAAUUUUCUACAAUCCAAGGGCAUGCCCUUCAGAAUUUGUCAUUCCAAUGGCAAAAUACCGGAAAUCUGUUUUUGGGACUCAACUCUCAGUUGGUAUGAGGUUUGGGAUGAUGUUUGAAACAGAGGAGUCUGGUAAGCGCAGAUAUAUGGGCACAAUAGUUGGCAUUAGUGACUUAGAUCCUCUGAGGUGGCCUGGUUCGAAGUGGCGUAAUCUGCAGGUUGAGUGGGAUGAGCCUGGAUGCAAUGAUAAACAAAGCAGGGUUAGUGCAUGGGAAAUUGAGACUCCUGAAAGUCUCUUCAUAUUUCCGUCGCUAACUUCAGGUCUCAAGCGCUCGUUACAUCCUGGGCUUUUGGCAACUGAAACUGAAUGGGGAAACUUGAUAAAAAGACCUAUUAUCAGGGUUCCUGACAUUAGCAAUGGGGAUUUUCCAUACUCAGUUUCAAACUUAUGUUCUGAAAAACUAAUGAAGAUGAUGCUGAAGCCUCAGCUUGUUAACCAUCCUGGAUCUGGAGCCUUUGCAUCCACCCUACAAGUCCCUGUUGCUACCGGAACUUCAUUAGAAGGGGCGACAAACAUGCAGGCUGCAAUCAAUCAGAAAUCUCAAAUUUUCCAGACAGAAAAUAGAUUAAUAGAAAAGCAGAACUAUCCCCAGUUCUGCCCAAGCCAACCGACUGCUGUUAGUUCAAAUUCAUCAAAAGUAACUGUUCCUGUUGAUGCACAUCCUGAAGUCAAAGCGGAAAGUUCAACACCAACUGGAAGUAAUUCUGAAAAAUUGAAGCUAGAACCUGAGCAUUCAACUGAUCAGUUAAGCCAAUUAACUUCCACGACUGAGUGCAACAAGGAAAAGUUUGUCUCAACUUCUAUGAAUUCAGAGAGUCAGAUGAACCAACCAACAUUAAAUAACCAGAUACAUUUGCAAUCUAAUCCAUGGACCAUGCAGCCUCAGUUGGAAUGCUCCCAACAAAUGUACCCAGCUCAAUCUGAUUCUACCAUAACUGGGUUACCUUCAUUCCCAGAAUCUGAUGAAUGGACAUCGCAUCUUUCUUCUUGCCAGUCUCUUGCCACAACAUAUACAUCACCUGGGCCUGUAACCAUGUUUGGCACACAAGACUCUUCAGCAAUGUUAUCCGAAGUAUUCAACCCUUCAAUGGAUCAAGAUAUUUGGGAUCAUCAGCUGAAUAAUCUAAAGAUCUUCUCACAGCCUGACCAGUUUACUUCCUUCAUGCAGCCUGAUCCAUGCAGCCUUAAUUCAACUGGACUUAGAGAUCUUUCAGAUGAAAGCAAUAAUCAGAGCGGAAUUUAUAGCUGUCUUAACAUUGAGGCUGGUGGUGGUGGAAGUACUGUGAUUAAUCCUUCUGUUUCAAAUGCCAUCCUGGAUGAGUUUUGUUCAUUAAAGGAAGCCGAUUUCCAGAAUCCAACCGAUUGUUUAAUAGGGAACUUUAGUACUAGUCAAGAUGUUCAAUCUCAGAUUACAUCUGCAAGUCUUGCAGAAUCCCAAGCAUUGUCUCGGCAGGACUUCCCGGACAACUCAGGGGGUACAUCUUCAAGCAAUAUUGACUUUGAUGAGAGCAGUCUAUUGCAGAAUAGUUCAUGGCAGCAAGUAGCACCACGUGUGCGAACAUAUACAAAGGUUCAAAAAGCUGGAUCUGUUGGGAGGUCAAUUGAUGUCACAAGUUUUAAGAACUAUGAUGAACUGUGUUCUGCAAUUGAAUGCAUGUUUGGACUUGAAGGGCUGCUUAACGAUCGGAGAGGUUCAGGAUGGAAGUUGGUAUAUGUGGACUACGAGAAUGAUGUUCUACUUGUUGGGGAUGAUCCCUGGGAGGAAUUUGUUGGAUGUGUUCGUUGCAUCAGAAUCCUGUCACCAACUGAAGUUCAGCAGAUGAGUGAAGAGGGAAUGAAGCUUUUGAACAGCGCUGCAAUGCAAGGCAUGAAAGUUGCUAUAUCAGAAGGUGGCUGUGCUUGACAUGUGCCAAUUUGAACUUGAUGAGUUUACCAGAUUGCCAAAGGAUGGAUUUUAUUUGAUGAAGAAAACGUGUGAUGGCUAUCUGGAAAUGUUGUUAGAGACAGUAUUGGUACAACCAAGAGAUCCCACAAGUGAUUCAGGUAGCUGACGAAGGUGGUGUAGGUGUAUUUCAUUAGCAUAUCUGAAUCUAGAGGAUGCAUUCAUAUAAGAUAUUAGAAGCAUAAGGUGGUGAUGAAAGAUUCUCAUACUAUUUUUGUGGGUUUCACUGCAUCCUCUUAAAUUGGCAGGAGUUGACUAAUAGUAACUUUGUAAGUUUAAGUUGAAUUUCUCAGGCAUUAAACAUUCCUUAAAAGUGUGUGGCGCCAAUUAUGUUAAAUUCUCUGGCCAGUAUGAGUUUCAGAUUAAGGGCAUCCAUUAUAUAUCUUUUAUUUUCCA